AUGAUCAUCACAUACCUCACCCUGUUUCUCCUCCUUGGCUGUGUGCAGGGAUAUCAGAAAUGCACAGGCAGUCCUCGGAGAUACAAUGGUAAGCUGUGUGGCUCUACCACAAGGUACCACGACUCCCAUAAAGGGGCGUGUGGUUGUGGCCAUGGGGACACGCCCUUCCGUUGGAACCAGGACCAUUACGUAGCUGCAGCCAAUCAGAUGUUCUUCGACUCCGGUCGUAAGACUUGGUGUGGAUCUAAGUGUGGACGCUGUGUUCGACUGACCACCACAGGUGGGUAUGUAGAUGGUCAAGGCGGUAACACAGGUGAAGGUCAGUCGAAGGUCUUCAUGGUGACCAACCUUUGUCCCGCCGUGGAUCCCAACAUGGCUUGGUGCGCUCAAAGUGCGGCGCCGUGGGAUGGUGGUACCAAUACAUUCGGAUACGCCUACCAUUUUGACCUGGAGAACGGCGGCGGUCAGAUUGGCCGUCUCGGCUGGAAUAACCCGGAAGUGACUGUUGAUGAGGUCUCAUGUGAUGGUCACGAGGGUAUGACUCCGAAUAGUGGCCUUUAUGGUAGCUGUGAAUGUCACUGA
This is a messenger RNA of Ylistrum balloti, 582 nucleotides long. RefSeq names its product endoglucanase-like. NCBI's taxonomy places the organism in Eukaryota, Metazoa, Mollusca, Bivalvia, Pectinida, Pectinidae. Bases 1 to 582 code for a protein of 193 amino acids. The transcript has 3 exons. The record is from RefSeq and is a predicted model, not a curated record.